AUGGGUCCCCGACCCGGUCCAAAUGUUCCUCAGCCGGUGAGGGUGGAUUCGCCGUCGAGCUCGGGACCCGCGUCGGAUCCAGAGGUCGAGGAGAUCGACCCCAGCGCCGUUUUGACGCAGAGGAAGAGGACCCGUGUGGAGGGUGGUUCGACUGUCGGCGAGGACGCCGGCGCUGUUAAAUCCUUCGCCUUCCCCCCUUGUUUCGAAGAGGCGGGCUUUUUCGAGCGAUUCCCCCCGACAGUGGUUGCCCAUGAAGCUGAGGCCAUAAAAAAGAUGAGUAAAGAGGAAAGGAAGGCGUAUCUGGCCGCCAGCGUGGACGGGCUGGUAAAAAUGGCUGAAAUGGCUUUGGUGUUAUCUGAGGAUGGAGGGGAUGCUGCCCGUGUUGAAGAACUCGAGUAG
This is a messenger RNA of Vicia faba (fava bean), 399 nucleotides long. The record is from the annotation of a GenBank genome assembly. NCBI's taxonomy places the organism in Eukaryota, Viridiplantae, Streptophyta, Magnoliopsida, Fabales, Fabaceae.